CAAGAUUGUGCAGCCAAGAUCCAAGUCAUCAUGAGUACCGAAGUCACUGUGUACAGCUUCAAGGCUGCGCUGUACUCGCUCGACAAGUCGUCGCAAGAAUGGAUGCUCAGCGACGUUCACGACGAUCCCGUCGCACAGUAUUAUGUGUUUAUGGAGGACGCGGACUUGCCCAAAUUCCGCAUGGUGGGGUGGGUAGAAGACUCUGGCGACGUCGUGCUCAACAACCCACUCACGAAGGAUUGCAUCUGGCUACCUAUGAACGAGUACUUUGUCCAGUUCACGACCUCCGCCGACGCAACGGUCGGGCUCUCGUUCGCCGACCUCGAGCAGGCGCAGGAAGCAUCUACCAUCGUGCUUCGCAUCCUUCAAAAUCUCACUACUGUUGCUGCGGCAGAAAGCAACAACGCGUCGCGUGAGUCUGACAGAGGUCCACACGAUGACAUUUCAAAGACGACGACAGAGCUCAAGGAGUACCUUAAAUUCGUUCGCACGCACGGAGCAUCUUCGUUGGAAUACCUCAAGGCAUGUGCGGAGGCUGUCCAAGUCGUGGACGAUGUCGACACGAUCUUGUCUUCCGAAGCUCUCGAUGCAGUCGACACCAUGCCCAAGCAUCGUUUGGAACCAAGUUUUUUGUCCGAGGAAGACCGUCAAAGCCUUCGGCUGCAAUAUGCUUCCGCCCAACUCAAUCAAACCUUCGUCCCACCGUCCCGACGAAGUUCCGAUGCGUUGCCGCCUGCACCGAUGAAGGAAGCAGACCUUCGACGCGGCAGUGCGCCACUUGGUGCCAUGAUGCCGCCAUCCUUACGUCGGUGCUCGACAUCUCUCCAUAGCUCGCUGUCGUCGUCGUCGCGAUGCAGUUCCCGGCGCCAGUCCCUGGCGAAUUUUGAUGAGGUUGAGCGUGCUGCGAUGGCUGCGGUGGAAGACAAUCUUCAAGAGGAAGAGGUCGAGCCAUGCAGCAGUCCAGCCUUCUUACGUGCAACGUUUGGAUCGUAUACGGGCGUACGUCCCAGGUCUUCAACGAGUACCAUAGCGCCGCUCGACAACGGGACCGUGAUCAGCCGGCCGUACGAAACCAAGCAGGAAAUGCAUGUUACGUUCAAUGCCGUCCUGGCUCGAUACGAGGGCUUGCCAUUGGCGUGGGCAGGGCUAAACAAGCAGUUUGGACUUCCAAUGGAAGCUCUGCCCAAGCGCGUCGUGGAAGGGUAUGACGGAAAGAUCCCGGCCGUUCUGCAAAUGAUGAAGGAGUACCUGGUCCUCCAUGGAGGGCUCGAAACGGAAGGAAUCUUUCGUCUCGCGCCAGACAAGGAGCAGUGCAGUCGCGUCAAGGGCGCCAUCAACAGCGGGUCGUUUGCCGGGUGCAACGACGUCCACAUCGUGGCCAACUUGAUCAAAGUCUGGUUUCGGGACCUGCCCACGAGUCUCUUCAACGUCAUUCCCGAGAAAGUAAUGUACAAAGCAUGCACACUCAAGACUCCCGAAAGCGUGAUGGCCAUGCUCAACGACGUGCCCGAGACGAGCAAAACAGUCAUGCUGUGGCUCUUGGACUUGAUGGCGGGCGUGGUCAAGAACGAAAAGGUGACGAAAAUGAGCUCGAAAAACAUGGCCAUCGUGCUGUCACCCAACCUGUUUAGCAUCGAGUCGGACAACCCGAUGGUGGCGCUAACCAUGUCCCAGAAGGUUGCCGAGUUCACGACCGUCCUGCUGAAUGCGCGGCUCGCUUUGCACCAUGGGUAUGUCAAGUAGCACUCGUGUUGCGAAAUCAACUCCCUUCAUAUUUACAACGUCGCCAGCUUAAUCUCGAUCGCGAAGCGGGUCGUCGUCGGCCAAUUCAUCGGCAUCCUGGUGUUGGGUAGAGGGAAGGAGAUAGCCUCCGUUUUGAUGGGAUUCGUUAAAUAUGUCGCGGAUGUCGUCCUUGGUCA
Aphanomyces invadans is the source of this 1919-nucleotide messenger RNA. RefSeq lists its product as hypothetical. Gene Ontology annotation, biological process: signal transduction. The transcript is spliced from 7 exons. The record is from RefSeq and is a predicted model, not a curated record. Gene Ontology annotation, molecular function: GTPase activator activity. Bases 31 to 1743 code for a protein of 570 amino acids. Lineage: Eukaryota; Oomycota; Saprolegniomycetes; Saprolegniales; Verrucalvaceae.